Messenger RNA from Zootoca vivipara (common lizard), 10931 nucleotides. RefSeq names its product dpy-19 like C-mannosyltransferase 3 (gene DPY19L3). The record is from RefSeq and is a predicted model, not a curated record. Lineage: Eukaryota; Metazoa; Chordata; Lepidosauria; Squamata; Lacertidae. Gene Ontology annotation, molecular function: mannosyltransferase activity. Gene Ontology annotation, cellular component: nuclear inner membrane.
GGGGUCCUCUCAGGGCUAGGGGGGAGACGCUUGGCGAGGCCAAAAAAUAAAAAAAAGGACGAGGCCGUGCUGGCGGCUGAGGGGACGAGGAGGAGGAGGCCUAGGCCGCCCCGCAACGCCCCCCCAUCCCCUCGUGGGUGCCUCCCCUGGCCCACCCAGCGCACCCUGAGGAGGUUUCUCCCUCCUUCCCCGCUUCUCCGCCUCCCUCCGAAGGACGCCGUUUCUUGGCACAAAUCUCAGCCCCUCCUAAGGCGGGGGGACGGGGGAGAAGAGGAACGACGCCUAAAUAUACAUUGUUCUAAUUCUGUCGGUGUUUAAUUGUGGUUUUUAAAACGGUUUUCUUCCUUCUCUCUCCCUACCUACCUCCCCCCCCCCCCCGCCUCUAUGAUUGCUUUGAGCUCUUUCUGUUUUGUCUGCAAGCCGCCUGGAGCUCCUGCCAAUGGGGGUUGGGGGUGGAGACGGGGAUCGAAAUAAAUACGAAUAAGAGAUGGAGGCUCCCCAGACCGACAAAACAGGCACGUGUGCCUGUUUUGAUGGAGGGUUUGGGUUUGGGGAAAAUAAUGCACUGCCGACACUUUUCAGCAUGCCACCUGUCUGUGCAUGGCGAUAUUGGUUUGCAAGAGGGGAGUGGGUAUGGGGUCCCACUACCCCAGCUCAGGGGAGAAGCAUCUGCUUGGCAUACAGAAAGGCCCAGGUCCAGUUCCUCCCCAGAAUCCUGGAGGGAUGCUGCCAGCCAGGGUAGAUAGCACUGAAGCAGAUGGGUCAUUGAUCUUGCUCUGUAUAAGGCAGCUUCUGAUGUUCCUAAGGUCCCAGGUUCAACCUGUGGCAUCUCCAGGUAAGCCUGGGAGAGAAACACUGCCGCUGCUAGUCAGUGUAGACUGCACGGAGGUAGAUGGUGCAUUGGUCUGACCCUGCAUAAAGCGGUUUCCUAUGUUCCUAUACAGUGGUACUUUGGGUUACAUACUUAAUUUGUUCCGGAGGUCUGUUCUUAACUCGAAACUGUUCUUAAACUGAGACACUCUCUCGCUAAUGGGGCCUCCUGCUGCUGCCAUGCCGUCAGCGUGCGAUUUCCAUUCUCAUCCUGGGGCAAGGUUCUCAAGCCGAGGUACUACUUUCGGGUUAGCGGAGUUUGUAACCCGAAGUGCUUGUAACCCGAGGUACCACAGUAUGUCUUUGGGUGAAUGGAAGGACAUCUGCUUCGCAUGCAGGUCACAUUGAAUUAAACAGGACUUGUUCCUGUACAUGUGUGUAUAAUUCAUGUAAUGAAUUUUGGAGUUGACCCAUUUUUUUGAAAAUUCGAUAAUAGCCGUAUUUCCACACUCUCCUUUCCCCAUGAUUUGGUCUGGUGGUCAUGUUUAUUUGAUAACCCAGGCGAACAAACCCACAUUUAUUCAGUGUGUGUGUGUGUGUGUGUGUGUGUGUGUGUUUCCCUUCUGGCAAAACUAGAAAGGACAUGCUAUCUUUCCCUGAGUCAUAAUGUUGGUCCAUCUAGUUCAGUAUUGUGUACACUGACUGGCAGUGGCUCUCCAGGAUUUCAGAAAAGAGUCUCUCUUGGCUGUACCUGGAGAUGCCGCAGAUUGAACCAGAGAUCUUCUGCAUGCUGCACCACUGGCUCACCCCACAACUCAAUGGGAUUUACUCCCAGGAACCAGCGCAAAGUAUAAUGUGUGAAUAUUACUGACAUCAUGACAGCUGUUAGACAGAGAAAGGGAAUAAAAGCCACAGAAGUUCCAGAAGAGAGUGUAUUCCACGAGAAGAACUGGAAACUUAAUGGGAAAACUCUAGCUGAUAAAUAUUUAUUAGAAGAAUAUUCUGCAGGUGGAAAAUUGUGGAAGAAACUUUCACUCAUCGUUGGUGGAAUCGUUGGCAUAUCUCUGGGAAUCUUCACUUCUGUUUAUGUUGCUACACUACAUGAAAAUGAUCUAUGGUUCUCCAACAUCAAGGAGGUAGAGCGGGAGAUUUCAUUCAGGACAGAAUGUGGCCUGUAUUACUCUUAUUACAAGCAGAUGCUACAAGCUCCAUCCAUUCAACUAGGUUUACAUCGCUUGAUUUUUGACAAUAAAACUGAGUCCAUGAGGACAAUUAACAUACUUGAAAGAAUGAAUGUUUACCAAGAAGUCUUUCUCAGCAUUCUGUAUAGGGUUUUUCAUAUGAAUAAUUUUUUUGAACCUGUUUAUUUUUACAUCUACACGUUGUUUAGCCUUCAGGCAGUCUAUGUUGCUGCUCUGUAUGUGACCAGCUGGCUUCUCAGUGGAACUUGGCUUUCAGGUGUAUUAGCAGCCUUCUGGUAUAUUACAAACAGAACAGAUACCACACGGGUGGAAUUCACCAUUCCAUUAAGAGAGAACUGGGCACUACCAUUUUUUGCUGUUCAGAUAGCAGCAAUUACAUUCCUCUUCAGAUCUCAUCUACGACCCACUCAUGAAAGGCUGACACUUCUGGCAGUAUUUAUUUCAACCUUCCUCUUCAGCUUGGCUUGGCAGUUUAAUCAGUUUAUGUUGUUGAUCCAGGCAUUGGUUUUGUUCACACUUGACUGUCUUGACUUGCUUCCUAGAGGAAAGGUGACCUGGAUCUACAUAAUACAAGUGGCUAGUUUGCUGCUUGUUUGCCUCCUACAGUUCUUUAAUUCCAUGAUAGUGGGAUCAUUACUUAUAAGCUUUAAUUUGUCCACCUUGUUAGCAAGAAAACUCCAGAAUAACCUGAAAACUGGUGGCUUCUUUAGCAGGCUUGGGAAGCUCUUCAUUCAUGUACUCUUAGUGUUAUGCUUGACAUUUCUUGUAAAUAAUUUUAUUAAGAAAGUUCUUAAUCUGGAGUCAGAUGAACAUAUAUUUAAAUUUCUGAAGGCAAAGUUUGGAUUUGGAGCAACAAGAGAUUUUGAUGCUAACCUGUACCUGUGUGAGGAAGCUUUUGGUCUCUUGCCUUUUAAUACUUUCACAAGACUUUCGGGCACUUUAGUUUUCUAUGCCUAUGUAUUUGUGCUCUUGGUGAUGACCAUAACAUCUGCUGUGGUUGCUUUUCAAAAUCUCAGUGGCUCUGUGAACAACAAACCUGCGGAUAAACUGCAAAAGUGCAUAACUCUGCUGAAACCAGGUGUUGCUUACAAUUUAGUGCACACCAUUCUGUUUGGAUUGCUGGCUUUGAGCACAAUGAGGAUGAAAUAUCUUUGGACAUCCCACAUAUGUGUGUUUGCAGCUUCUGGUCUGUGCAGUAGUGACAUGUGGGGGCUGAUCUUGAGAUUUGUCCAUCUUUACACACCACAAAGGGUUUCUGUGAUUAGAUAUCUGACACCAGUACUCAUAUUACUGUAUCUUUGUUACAAGUUCUGGCCUGGUGUGAUGGCUGAGCUAUCGGAGCUGAGGGAAUUCUAUGACCCAGACACAGUGGAGCUGAUGAACUGGAUUAAGUCUAACACCCCCAAGAAGUCAGUGAUUGCUGGAAGCAUGCAGCUCUUAGCAGGCGUCAAGCUGUGUACAGGAAGGAUUUUAACAAAUCACCCCCACUAUGAGGACAAGAGCCUGAGAGAAAGAACAAAACAGGUUUAUCAAGUGUAUGCAAAAAGAUCUCCUGAAGAAGUCCACAGGAUCCUCAGAUCUUUUGGGACUGACUUUGUGAUCUUGGAGGACAGUAUUUGUUAUGAAAGAAGACACAGCAGGGGCUGUCGACUGCGUGAUCUUCUGGACAUAGCAAAUGGCCAUACCAUGGAUGGUCCUGGGGAAAAUGAUCCUGAUUUAAAACAUUCGCCACAUCCUCGCUUCUGUGAGGAAAUCAAACGAGACCUGCCUUCAUACACAAUGUAUUUUGCUAAAGUAUUUCACAACAAAACGUUCCAUGUUUACAAGCUCACUAGACAUAAAAAGACUACAUAGCUUUGCUGUGACCCCAGCAGCUCAUGCCAAGAGUUUACAGAAACGGUUCAUGGGGCAGGGUGGAAUCAUUGUACACUGGGUUAAAUGUUUUACCUUUUAAUUACUGUGAUCAUUAGAAAGGGUUUGUGCUGAUAAUGUUUUUGUGUGUCCAGAAAGCUUUUCUAGACUACAGAAGGCUGGUUCAGAAAGGGCUCUGGUGCAGACGCUGUACAAGUGGUGUGGUGCAAGCUCCACCCUGACAUCUUCAGUGUCAUGUGGGAGUGACUCUUUUGUGAAGCAUGAUGCCACAUCCCCCAUGAAAACGAUGCUCAACAUACAGAGAAGGGGGGUGGAGUCUGAGACUUAGUCUCACCUGCAUUGCACUCAAAGCAUACUUAUCCAGGACCUCUGUGGACCAGCUGUUGUGUCUUUCCAUCUACUGCUAAUCUAGGGGAGUCUGCUCAGGGUUCUGGCUUGCUAACAUGAUCCUGUUGAUACCAUUAGUGUCUUCUUGUUGCUUCUUCGGUUAUUUUCCUUAGGGUGCUUGGGAACACCAAUCCAAAACAUUUACUUGGGAGUAGUUUCUCCAGAUUUUUCUUGGUGCUUUUUCCAUGGUUGCUUAAGAAUCACAGACUAAUGUUCUGAUGUCUCAGCCCCCAACCCAGAUCCCAGCUGCCAAAGUGCUUAGGGUGUAUAUACCAGUGACCUUUUCCUUUCCUAAUGCUAGGACUCAGAUGUGAGCUCUGUAAUAGCCAUCAGCAAUGCAGUGCUUUUGGUAACCUUCCCUUCACACGCACACCCUGCUCUGCCUCGCUUCUCUCUCAGACAGCACAGCUCUGAGGAUACUUGGCCCUCAGCUGACAAGGAUGGAGCUGCCAGUCUCUUAGCAGCCACUGUGCAGCUAAGGGCAAAGUAACCCAAGAACAUCCCUGCGUACAGUUUUGCUCUUAGCAGGAACUAAAAAGUGAGGGUUUUCCCUGGCAGGGACAGCUGUGCUGUUCUUGCCACAGCAUUGUCUUUGUGCCAUUGCUCAUCCAACACCGGGUCCUUAAUUUUUGCUGCAGGUUGAUCUGCCCCAAAGCAAAGCUCUGGGACUAGUGUGGGUGCUGUUGCUGAAGACCAUAGUCCAGCAAAAGGCUUGCGUCCGUCAUUUGAACAUUGCCCCCCUUCCUCAUUGUAUGGUACUUCUCAAGCUCUCUUGACUUUCAAACACUUGUUGCUCAGCAUUCCAUUUGUAAUGUUUAGUGGCUGCUUGUUUUACCUGUGAUUCCACACUUGAUGACUGAUUUUUGUGUGUGGUUUUCAAACUUCGAAGACUGGAGCAUGUUGGGUUUCUUCGUUUUUCUUUUGAUAAUGUAGCAUGUUGUGGCGUCCUGUAUUUCAACCUUUCAGAGGAGCUUUUACAAACAAGCAAAAUGCCCUCCAUGUCCCCUCCUGAAUAUUACAAUGUUCAAUUACUGUAUUCUGCCCCCCCCCCAGUGUGUCUUUUUAAGUAAGAAUACCAAACCCAAGCUAAACACUGUCAUGAGCUUCGUUAUUAAAAGUGGUAGGAUAUAUUGUGCUUUAAGGGAGAUUUUUGCUUUAUUGUAUGUGACAAGUAUUUACACGAACCAUUUCCUCUCAAAAAUCCUCCCCACCCCUUCAAUGUUUUACCCCUCCUCACGUGGGCAAAAAAACCACAACCCCAUGAAUUAUGUUCCUUAUGCUGAAGCAAAUAGAUUUCACAUUUUUGUACUUUUAUGAAGACUAUCAACUUUAUAAUGCUGUGCUUUUUUAUUAAAAAAAAGUCACUGUGAUGUUUUUAAAGCUAAUUUUAACAUUUUUAUAUGAGACUUAUGGCACGGUUGGUUUGGAAGUAUAACUUUCCCAGUCAUUAACAAGUAACUUGGCAGCUGUAGGCACAAUCUUUAUUAACUUCAAAGUCCCAUUCAAAUGAAUGGGAGUUGGGCAAGGCCACAAUCCAUCUCAUUUUUCCCCUGGUGUAAUAAUGGCCAGUGUUCACUUCUGGUGCAAAAUCUGAUGGUAAUCAAGUGCCUCUGAAAAAAACAUCAAUAGGAAGCAUAUUUGGCCUGCUCAAAUAGUUCACGUAAGAAAAUUGUUGCAAUUAAUUCCUAACGAUGAGAAACUUGCAGAGCAUCAGCUAGCCUCCCCCACAUUUAAUUAAAUCAAGAUGUGUAAUGAGAUUAAAGUUCCCCAACUGAGCUAUGUUCCAGUUCCCAAUGAUUUAAACACUUUUCCCCUCUGCAUUUGUUCCUUGGUAAAUUACUGCAGGGCUAGAUACGGUUCUGUCACCCUCACACAAAAUAAUUUUACAUUUAGGCACAAGUGUUCAUUAAAUAACAUACAGGAUCCUUCUGCGCUUUCAUCCCGCCACCACCAAAAGGAAAGCAGACUUUAAUCAGCUCACACUUAAAUCAAACCUGGAGGUGAGCCAUGGCAGGAUUUUUUUUAUUUUUUAUUUUUUUUAGUGAGGAAGUAAAGCCCUUGAAUAAUUCCUACUCUGUUUCCCUUAAUGAGGUUGGAGCCCACUGCCGCUUCAACAUAAUACAAUAAUAAAACAUUCUAAUAAGUAGUAAAACUUUAAUUAAGCCUGUAGUGAUGUGUGCCCGAUCUUGCUGGGAGCCUGGGUCAGCAGAUUCCUCGCUGGUAAUGCUGCAUGCUAAUUCAGGAUAAGCACAUCCCAGGCACGGUGGAGUGAGAUAAGGUUGCCCUGUCCUUUGGAGGCAGUGGGCAUAAUCGGCUGAGGAUGCAGGCGCUCAGGGCCACUUUGCCCAGAACAUUAUGCACCUGUGUCCCAAGCAGCCCACACAGCCACAGUAUAUCAGGCCUCAUCUUAUUUUAAGCCUUAAGCUCGGCCAGUGUGGAGGAGCAGGCAGAGAUAUGACAACCUGCAUGUGGUUCUGAGGUCUUCUUGCCACUGUCAUGCCAUAUGCAAAACGGGGCAUGGCCAGGUGGGCACUUGAGGUGCUGGCAGCUCACCACUCUAGUACCUGCUGCUUAACUUCAGCUUCCCCAGCAAGAAUUCUGAUAGCACUGCUAUCUUUUUUUAAAAAAAGAACAACACUGACCCAUGCACUGUUUUUCAGUAUUCCCAUGUCACAUUUUUUAUUACCAAAUAUGUAUGAUCAAAUAUUGCCAUCUUAGAAAUGCAAGCUUUUUUAAAAAAACAAAAACCUGGAGCUGUCAGUUGCCCCACCCUACCCACCCCCCCCGACCAAGCCAAAUCUGCCCUUGACUAUAACAAAACAGUGUGAGAAGGCAAUCUUUUUUAUUGGUCCAACUAAAAUACUGGAUGCAAGUUUUUGGGUUGCACAGAACUCUCUGGUGGGCUUAGUGUGACCUUAAGAGGGACAUAGUCAGUGGAGGAGGAGGAGGAGAGAGAGAGAGAGAGAGAGAGAGAGAGAGAGAGAGAGAGAGAGAGAGAGAGAGAGAGAGAGAGCGCUGCUACUUGGGCCAUUGGAAUGAUGGAGCUGGAGCUGCAUUAACGGUGUUAAAGGGAAAUUUCCUUUUCUUUGUAAUGUGCCCGAUACCUGCAAAGCAAUUUCAGGGGUCUGGGUGGCUUGGUAUUGUUGUGGGAAUGUUGUAGGCAUCAAGAAUAGCCUUUUAAGAUGCUGGGUGCCAAAUCGUUUUUGUUUGCUUUGCUCCUGUAGUUAUCAGUACUUGAGGGCUGUUAGAAUGUGCCAGGGGUCCUUUUCCUGUCUAAUAUUCCUUCCUUCCUUUGCACCCUUUCCAGUCAUGGAGGUGUAACCCCCCCCAACUUCAUUUUAAGUAAGGAAGGAGGAGGUUCAGAAGUAAACAUUGGCCAGUAGUACCGGUAGGUUGGCUGGCGAGUCCCCACCUCAUGCCUUUUGUCUGCGAGCACUCAAGGAUAUAGUGCUGGCACCUUUUUUUUUUCUAGAAGAAAAGCACUGAUUUAAAGUGUGGCAUUUAAUGUAACAGCUUCAUGGUGAGUACCAGCACUGUUUUACUAGAAGAAAAGCAAUUAUCCCUCCCCCCCUCCUUACUUGAACAUGCACAAUCGGAAGACAGGUCUGACAACCUGAAAAAGCCCCAAUAUCAGGGAUUGUGGAAUAAAUCCAAGCAGCAGGUGGUGAAUGACACAAUCAUCAAAGGAAGUUUGAGGGACCCUUAGCAAAUAAGUACAUGGGGAGUGGGAGUUGGGAUUGGUAGGGAACAGAACUGUAGAAAGCUGAAUUCAGAACCUUGCAGGCAUUUGCCCUGUUUCUCAGCAUGCUGUGGCUGUGUGGCUUCCUUUUACAGUCCAAGGGUCACACCUUCCCUUGGCCCCCACCCUUUGGGGGCUGCAUGCCAUCAGUUAGCAUGGCCAAAACUGGGUGCAGCCACCACACACAAAAGCAGGAACACACACAGGCACAUAGCCCACCUGCCUCAGCUGAUCCAUGAAGAAAGAGCUAUCAUCUCACCACUCAACAAAUGAUCAGUCUGAUGUCUGGGAACGGCAUGAUUUACAUCGCCUCCAAGGUCCUGGGCUCUGCCCAGCCUGUGCUGUGUACAGCCAGCUCACAACGUGUGUGCAUUUAACUUGCACAAUCGCAGCUUUACGCUCUUGGUGGCUGGCCAGCACAGUGUCACCCAAAUUAAACACACACAAGGUAGAGAGCUUAAAAGCUGUUUCCGCAUCACGUUUUCCUGCUGUGGAAAAAGCUUUUAAGGUCUCCACCUUGCUAUCUGGUUCUGGGAAGGCCUCACAUUGGCUCUGGGAGGCUCCAGUGAGAUCUCAGGAGCCUCCCAGAGCUGGUAUGAGAGCCUCCCAUAGCCCGUUAAGCAAGGCAAAGAGCUUAUAUACUCUGCCUUGCUUGAGUGGCAAGGCUCACACUCAGUGUGCUGGCUCCAUGGUUGCAUGGGAGUGGUUCUGGCGUUGUUUUGGCUACACACGAUUUUGGCUUUACACACAGUCUCCAGAAUCUAACUCCCAUGCAAGUUGUGAGUCAUCUGUCUUUAUUUUCACUUUUCUGCUGCAACCAAAACUGGAGAAGUGGGGGGGGGGGUGUCCCCUGUUUUGAGGGAAGCAGGUCAAGCCCUUGAACCUGGGGUUAGAAACUACAGUAUAGGAGGCAACUGUAGGAGGGGGGCACUGCUGUAGAAUUCAUAAGCUGCCAAAGAUUCAAGUCUAGCCGUGAGCUAGUUUAGCGACAGGGCUAGUUCCCAUUCUGGGAGCAAAGAUUGGGGGUUUUCAUGCUGAUUCAGGUCAGUUUUUCUUCUUCAGUAUUGCAUUUCCUUACCUCAGGCCUGUACAACUUAUGACCCACCAAGCCAAGUGUAACUCACCAGCCAUGCCUAUUGGCCCACCAGAUGAUCAGCAAAUCUGCCUGUCUUUGACUACAAACCUGAGCAGGACUGGGUGGGGGGAACAUGGCUGAUGAAUUGCAUUUGGUGAGCUGGCCUGGGAGGGCCUGCCUUUAGCACGUGGGAUGAGAAAUCUGUAGCCCUCCAAAUGUGGUUGUACUCAACGUUCAUCAGACCCAUCCAGAGUGGCCAGUGUUUGGCAAUGAUGCGCCAUGGAGUCCCAACAAGUGGAAGGCCACACGCUAGCCAUCCCCGUUCCUCACUGUGCCAUCUGUAACAUUCCGCUACCAAAUGCAUGCCAAAAAAAGUUGUUUUAUUAUUAAACCUGAUCCCCUUCUCACUUGCAAGAAACACUUGCAUCAACCUGCAAGCUACUUGCAGUGCAAUCCUAAACCAUGUUUACACAGAAGUAGAUCCAACGCGGAUGUCCAGUGCAUCUACUUCCAAAUUCACACCCAACUUGUUGUCGCCCUUGUCUGCUCCUUGGCCCCUUAGUGUGGAAGAAAAUGUUACUCUACAUUUAUACAGAAGAUAAGUUUUCUAUACAGUCAUGGUCAAAGUGAAAUUGUCAGUCUGUGGAGCUAAAAAGUCAAAAGGAGGCCAGUAUGAACAUGAGGAAACACACAUCUUCAAAAAUUUUGCUGGUUAACACUUCACCGUGCUGGCAUUUUAUAAGAUGCUGUACUGAGAUGCAUGAAUAUUGUCUUCUAAAUAAAGUUUGAUCUGAAAAUCAAAACCUGUCGCCUUCUGUCCUUUUUAAGGCAGCCAUUUAAAAACAUGCUUCUCUUGUUGUUGCUCACAUCCUCUGUCAAAAGCAGCUCAUUCUUCUUCCAAAAGAAGCUUUUUGACCUUGUCUUAAGCGCCUUAACAUGCUGAAAGGAGUUAAUAUUUAUUUAAAUCAUCUUUGGGCUUUGACAGCUUGUAAGAGUAGCUUUUAUUGAAUUUCCAAGUUAAAUGAUUUAGCAGCAGCAUUUUUUUUCCCCUGCCAAUGCUGCCUGGCGCACUUAACUUUUGUGAGGUUAGCAGCUUGUCUGAGGAAGUUAUUUGGAUAGCGUUAAAUAAAAGUUGCUUUCUGAUCCAUGGGGAUCCGUUGCUGAUUUUUUCCUUUCCUCCUAAUGGUGAAUUUCUCAAUAGUUUUGAAACUUUAUAUGAUAGAAAGAAGCAGGUCUCUUGUCAGGGAAGCCCAGCCAAAAGUAAUUGCAUGUGGCAUGUGGCCUUAUUUGAAUUUCGAAAGGUUGGACUAGGACAAGGGUUUAAAAAUACAGUAUUGCUGAAAUCUCAUGGAUAAGCAUGGCCUGUCUUCAGUCAAAACCACUGCCUUGUUUGACUAGUAAAGUGAGUAAAAGUUUGUAGUGUAAAGCAAGUGCAAGCUAGGAACUCAAACUAGAUUGGGUUGAUGACAAUCUAUGUUGGAUGUAAUUGCUUCAGGAAACCUAUUUCAGAAAUAAUUGAUCUAGUAUGAGCCUCUGUAGAGCAGCAGUAUUACUCAAGAGCACGUUUACUGUACCGUCAGAAAAGCUGGCAGUGACCCUUUUUACAUGCUGCUCCAGAGGUGGAGGUUGGGAGGUUACCUGGAAAGUAAAGGAAAUACAAUAGCUUGGGGUCCAGGGGGGUGACAAUAAGCUGUUGCAGUAACCAUGGGCUACUGUGGCUAGCACAGCUCCCAUCAGGGAGCUGUGCUAGCUACAUCAGGUGAAGGGAGUGGUCUGGUUACUAAGGUGUUCAUAUUAAAUAAAAUGCAGAUCCAUGAAGCUGAGCUAGCUGGAGAAACUUCAUCAA